Molecule: messenger RNA, 2058 nt
Organism: Laccaria bicolor S238N-H82
Lineage: Eukaryota; Fungi; Basidiomycota; Agaricomycetes; Agaricales; Hydnangiaceae
Exons: 1
Coding region: 1-2058 (685 amino acids)
Source: RefSeq, a predicted model, not a curated record
AUGCGUCAAGCUUUACUACAAGUCCAUCCAUUACGACAGGAUGCUCUACAAUGCCACACAGAAACUAAUCAGCAUCUAACUGCAGAAGAAAACAACUGCGGUUACAUCCCCCCGACUCAACCAACUUCCUCCCAACCCGCACCCCCCACUUUAUGCUCGCCUCGAACUCCCAGGCCAUGGCGCUUGUCAAUACUAAACGCUGUGGUCAUGCCACUCUUUGCAUUAACCAAGCCGGUUUCUGCCACUCCAAUCAUCAGACGUGCUGCUGCGUCGCAAGAUCCUGACGCAACUUCCAUUGUCAGCAAUUUUCAAGACCUGAGUGCAAUUCUAUCCCUUCUCGCUGCUGAUACAGUCGAAGACAAACUCUGCGAUCCUAGCUCUAACGAUCUGGAGCGGAUGUCGGCCACCUGGUCUCUCUUUGGCAUUUUAGGUGUCGUUCGUGCAUUCAGCAAGAUUGCUGUGGGCCUGGCUGGCGCCGAGGCCGCGGGUAUUCAGCUUUCUGGUUCCGGCGUCUACACAAGCAAGAGGACGAAGAGCGCUCUCAGCCGUUGGGUUGUUGGCAUCCCAAAUCCCACGCCGCUGUGGCAAGACGACCAAAACCGAAUCCUGGGAGAAGUCGACGCCAUUGGGGCUCCUUGGAUACGACCCCACAUCGUUGUGAUGGGUUACUCGCGAUGUCCUUUUCGCACAAGAGCUCGUCGCGUUAUCUUCGAUCGCGCAGUUUGUAUCUUUCUAACGGGUGUUAUCACUGCUGUUCCCAUCAUAAUUUUGAGGAGUGCACACGGGAACAAUCUCUUGAACAAUAUGGCACUGGGAGUACUGGUAGGCAGCACUUUAAUGUGUUGCGGUUUGAGUCUGGUGAUCCAGGCUCGAAACGACGUUGGUGUCAACCACCUCCGUGAUGUUUCAGUGGAGCAACGAUUCAAGGAUGUAUCAGCGUUGCGGACUGGAGACACCGUCGUCACAGUUAAAGGUCAACACCCUAGUGCGAUGAUCCUCUGGCAAGAGGAUCUUGUGGCAGUCAGGAGUGCUGACAGAUUAGACAUUCGGAUUAUGUCUGCAGCUGCCGCUCUUGCCCUUCUCGCUGGCUAUAUCGUCAACUACCUCGUCUUAGGUUCCACAAAUAGCCCUCGAGCCUAUAUAUGGCUUGGGGUCCAGAUAGCAAUACUCUUUUUGAGAUACUGUCUGUGGGCAACCAGACCCCAGCUCUUGCACCAGCGACAAGAAUGUGUUCUCUACUUCACAGUAGGCUCCCUCGUGGAUCCUAUCGAUCUUGACCACCCCGAUAAAGAUUCAGGAGCUACGUUGUCAAGGGAUGUUGUUCAUUUUGCUGUAGCAUCUGCUGGAAGCAAAGUACUCAACGAUGGUGGAGACGUCCUCAAACUGAACUUAGACGUCCUCGAUCUCCUUUCCCACUCGGCUCCCAGGGAUAUCCUCCUUGCCAACUAUUGCGAUUUAGAUCAGCUGGUAAACCCCGAGAAAGAAAGGGUGAUUCGUGCGAUCAGGCUGCCGUGGUCAGUUAUGGAGGAGCUAUAUGCAGCGCAGGGUUUGAUUCUCGGAAAAAACCCUUGGGCCUUAGGUGGCCUUUAUCUAUCCGCCGUAUUUGAUAUCAGUCCUAAAGGAACACAUACUUUCCUCGGCUUGACGACGAUUCACCCUCGCAGAAACAAAACGAACGAAGCGCUCUCGCAGGAUGGCCUUUCUCGCUUGGCACCACCCGACGUGGUAGGAUUUACAUAUGAAUGUUAUGGUAUAACAGGCAGUCUAGUAGACGGUACCGUCUCUUUGAAGGUUGGGGAUGUUAAUGGUUACGCGGAUUGGCACACGAAAUUUCGGGAGAACGUUGCGACUUGUCGAUCUUCUGCAGUUUCCAAUGGGCCCGGUCAUUGCGAGGUGCAUGUGAGGUAUCUGGGGGAAGAGUCGAGGAAAGGAAAGAGGAUGACGAGGAUAGAUCCCAGCAUGAAAGACGUCUUCACCUCCGCACGCGAUAUCGUCAAUCAUGAGAAGGAGAAAGAUCACUCGGUUUGCCAGGACGAUUGUAUUAUAUUUGGAUUCUGA